GGGUCCCGGGUCCCCAGGGGAAUUGGGGCGGUGGAGGAGCGGAGCUCAGCCCGCAACUCAGGCCUGGUGGCCUGCCCCGCCCACGUGGGGACGCGGCCCGUCGAAUGACUCGGUGCAACGUGUUGGUGGCGGCGGCGGCGCGGGCUCUUCCGGGCGCCGCAGUUUCCUGCCAAGCACCGCGCAGCCGCCUGGGCAGCGGGAUCCCUGGGUGCAGGCCUCGGCGUGGGUGCGUACCCGGGCUCAGCCGCGCACCCUGCGGGGCCGGGCGCCUGCCGCCCACACCAUGCGCGCGGCGCCGCUGCUGCAGCUGCUGCUGCUGGCGCUCCUGGCUGCGCCCGCUGCCCACGCCAGCCGUGCCCAGUCCUUAGCGCCGCGGCCCGAGCCGGAGCGCUCGCCGCCCGGCCCGGGGCCCGGGAACACCACCCGGACCGUGUCCGGGGAGGUGGCGGCGGGCGGUGGUAGCUUCAACAGCAGCGGCGACGCCCUGGUCACCCGCAUCUCCAGCCUGCUCCGCGACCUGCCCACCCUGAAGGCGGCCGUGAUCGUGGCGUGCGCCUUCACCGCCUUCCUCAUCGCCUGCCUGCUGCUGCGGGUCUUCAGGUCGGGAAAGAGGUUGAAGAAGACCCGGAAGUAUGACAUUAUCACCACGCCGGCUGAGCGAGUGGAAAUGGCCCCACUGAAUGAAGAGGAUGAGGAGGAUGAGGAUUCCACAGUAUUUGACAUUAAAUACAGGUAAAACGUGCUUUCCAGCAUGUUGUCAUCCUGUGGAAAGUCGGUCAGCUGCAACCUGGGGCGUGAAGGAUCUGGAAGCUGCCUUGUCCGAGGUGUUGAAACCAAAACAAACAUUAUUUAUGAAACACUGGCACACUUGUGUGUGUUGAACGUCUGCUCAGAAUGUCACUGCGGGAGAGUCGCCUCUACCACCUUCUGGAUGCCCCUUUAGACUGUCACCCCUUCUUUCUCCUCGAAGGGGCUUUUGCCUUGCCAAGGGGCAAAGGGUAGAAACGUGGGUUUAAAACAUAAUCAUUUGAAAUCAACUGUUGACAAAAGUAAAAGUGAUCAGAAGUUAUCAAGAACCUAAAAAAAA
This is a messenger RNA of Hipposideros armiger (great roundleaf bat), 1087 nucleotides long. It is a transcript of the gene FAM174B, whose product is annotated as family with sequence similarity 174 member B. Bases 284 to 736 code for a protein of 150 amino acids. NCBI's taxonomy places the organism in Eukaryota, Metazoa, Chordata, Mammalia, Chiroptera, Hipposideridae. The transcript is spliced from 3 exons. The record is from RefSeq and is a predicted model, not a curated record.